Molecule: messenger RNA, 648 nt
Organism: Exophiala oligosperma
Lineage: Eukaryota; Fungi; Ascomycota; Eurotiomycetes; Chaetothyriales; Herpotrichiellaceae
Exons: 1
Coding region: 1-648 (215 amino acids)
Source: RefSeq, a predicted model, not a curated record
AUGCCAUUGGGACAACUUCCGCAUCUACAAAUUCAACUGAACAAGUCGGCCCCCAAGGUCUCUUCUUGCCUCGUCAUUCUGCCGCGUCACACUGUGCCCGUCCCACCUGUGUUCCCGUCUCAUGCCACGGCAGCCCGGGCACCUGCACCGCUGUCCGGACCGGUCCAUGGCACUACUUGGCAUACACAUACGACCGAGUCAACAACGACACGGCACCUAUCAAACCUCGCGAGUCUCGCCGUGCCGACAUCACGCCCUGCUAAGGUCGUUGUCGACGACGAGAACGGUGUUCAAACUCGCCUUCACCCCGAUGAACAUGUCGGUUUCGACGAUCCGAACCUAUUGCAAACAGUCAUCUAUCACAGUUCCGAACUAGCCGGUACAGACCAAGAUACGCUUCCCAUCAUCGUCCGCAACGCACCCGGUGACCCGGUCACGGUUUUGGGAGAUGUUUUUCUGUCUGACAUGAGGAACUACAUGUCGUCUGACCUGGUUGGGGCACUGGGCCUCUCUCGGCAAGCCACACCCAUAUCCACCACUGAUGUCUCUCGGGAACAAGACCACCUCACGCUCGGCACGCCAGGAAAUGGUUUCCAAAGCAAAGCCCCAACGUCACGAAUCACAACUCGACGUCCUCAUCGGUACUAG